AUGAAGUCUAUGGGCACCCGCGACAAGCUCACGGCGGCGUCGGGCCACCGCCGCGUCCUCUUCGUCGUCUUCGCCUUCUGCUUCGCCUUCGCCACCUUCCUCACCUUCCUCUACACCACCUCCCACUUCACGACCGCGCCGAGCUCCGGCUCCGCCACGGGGUCCGCCGCGGCCUCAACCACCACCUCCGUCUCCAGCGGCAACAGCGGCGGCCAAGCAGGGUUCGAGUCCGGGCUGCCGCUGCCGGUGUUCGAGGCGCUGGUCCACUUCGCGUCGAUCUCGAACGCGACGCACCGGAUGUCGGACACGGACAUCCGCGCCAUCUCCGCGGUCCUCCGCGCGCGCGCGCCCUGCAACCUGCUGGUGUUCGGGCUGGGCGCGGAGUCCCCGCUGUGGCUGGCGCUGAACCACGGCGGGCGGACCGUGUUCCUGGAGGAGAACGAGUUCUACGUCAAGUACCUGGAGCCGCGGCACCCGGGGAUGGAGGCGUACGACGUGUCCUACACCACCAAGGUGCGGGACUUCCGGGACCUGCUGGCGGCGGCGCGGGCGGCGCGGCGGAAGGAGUGCCGCCCCGUGCAGAACCUGCUCUUCUCCGAGUGCCGCCUCGCCAUCAACGACCUGCCCAACGACCUCUACGACGUGCCCUGGGACGUCGUGCUCAUCGACGGGCCGUCCGGGUGGAACCCCAACUCGCCCGGCAGGAUGCCAUCCAUCUUCACCACCGCCGUGCUGGCGCGCUCCGGCGCCACCGCCGCCAAGGGCCGCCCCACCGACGUGCUGGUGCACGACUUCCAGUUCGAGGUGGAGCAGGUGCUCAGCAGGGAGUUUCUGUGCGACGAGAACCGCGUCGCCGGCAGCGGCACCCCGUCGCUCGGCCACUUCGUCAUCCAUGGGGGCGGGGCCGGCGACGCCUUCUGCGCCGGACAGGAGGACGCUGGCUCGUCGGGGGAGAAGACGCGCCGCCGCCGCCGCAAGUAA
This is a messenger RNA of Miscanthus lutarioriparius, 981 nucleotides long. The record is from the annotation of a GenBank genome assembly. NCBI's taxonomy places the organism in Eukaryota, Viridiplantae, Streptophyta, Magnoliopsida, Poales, Poaceae.